AUAGUAGCCAUGUGUCAGGUGCUAAGUGACAAUAGCUAAAAGAUAAAAACUUGAAUGUUUGUGUUUUCACUCCUCAACAACAUCCCUCUGAACCAGGAUUUUCGUAGUAGCAUUCUCCUACCGAUCACAACGGUCCCGCCCAGAUCAUCGUCAAAAAUGAACUCCUAUUGGUUAAAACAAAAGAGAGCUGCAUGUACCGAGACCUGAUUGGUCCACAGCAAUGCCAAUCACUCUCCCUCGAGUCAGUCUAUGCAAAUCGUCGGAUAGAUGCGGAACAGAGGAGAGCACAGCGGGCAUAGAGGAGGCUGACGACAGUUGCCCUUCAUCACUUUUAGCACAAUUUUAUACAGUCGCGGGCCUGCUGUCCUAUUUUAUCGAAGUGGACUGGGAUAUAUAUACUGAAACGCUGUGAAAAUGGCGCAGCCAGACAGCAAGAAGAUUUUCUUUGAGAACCUGUCGGGAGCGGGGAAAGCCAUCGCAGUGCUGACGAGUGGAGGGGAUGCUCAAGGGAUGAAUGCUGCAGUACGUGCUGUGGUUCGAAUGGGGUUGUAUGUGGGAGCAAAAGUUUAUUUCAUUCAUGAGGGAUACCAGGGUAUGGUGGACGGUGGAGAGAACAUAAGAGAAGCCUCGUGGGAAAGUGUCUCCAGCAUGCUACAAGUGGGUGGGACUGUUAUUGGCAGCGCCCGCUGCAAAGAGUUUCGCACUCAUGAGGGACGCCUGAAGGCCGCUCACAACCUGGUGCAGCAUGGCAUCACAAACUUGUGUGUGAUUGGUGGAGAUGGCAGCCUGACAGGAGCCAACCUCUUCAGGGAGGAAUGGAGCGGGCUGUUGGGGGAGCUGGUGGAACAAGGUCUGAUUGAAGCCGAUGCUGUUCAGAAGUACUCUGCCCUUCACAUCGUCGGGAUGGUUGGCUCCAUCGAUAACGACUUCUGCGGAACUGACAUGACAAUCGGUACUGACUCUGCUUUGCACAGAAUCAUCGAGGUGGUGGACGCAAUUAUGACAACCGCACAGAGCCACCAGAGGACAUUUGUGUUGGAGGUCAUGGGCAGACACUGCGGCUACCUGGCCUUGGUUAGCGCCCUGGCUUGCGGGGCAGACUGGGUUUUGAUCCCCGAGAUGCCCCCAGAGGACGGCUGGGAGGAUAAGAUGUGUCAAAAACUGUCUGCGACCCGUUCCAGGGGCACAAGGCUGAACAUAAUCAUAGUUGCAGAGGGAGCCAUUGACAGGCAUGGGAAGCCUAUAACCUCUAGUAUUGUCAAGGAUCUUGUUGUUAAAUGCUUGGGUUUCGACACACGGGUGACAAUCCUGGGUCACGUGCAGAGAGGAGGGACCCCGUCUGCUUUUGACCGCAUCCUGGCCAGUCGUAUGGGUGUGGAGGCCGUCUUGGCACUGCUGGAGACCACAGCCAACACCCCAGCUUGUGUGGUCUCUCUGUGCGGAAACCAAUCGGUGCGCCUGCCUCUGAUGGAGUGUGUACAGAUGACUCAAGAGGUCCAGAAGGCCAUGGACGAGAAAAGGUUUGAGGAGGCAGUUAAGCUCCGGGGCAGGAGUUUUGAAAACAACCUGAAGACGUACAAACUGUUGGCUCAUCGUAAACCAGAGUCCGAACUGCCAACCAGCAACUUCAACGUGGCGGUGUUGAAUGUGGGUGCCCCUGCAGCAGGCAUGAAUGCUGCUGUCCGCUCAGCCGUCAGGGUGGGCAUUUCAGAGGGACACAAGAUGUUUGCUGUCAGUGACGGGUUUGAGGGAUUCUACAAAGGACAGAUUAAGGAGAUUAAAUGGGCUGAUGUUGGAGGAUGGACGGGACAGGGUGGAUCUCUGCUGGGAACUAAAAGAACACUUCCUGCCAAGCAUGUUGACAAAAUUGCUGAGCAGAUGCGAAAGCACAACAUAAAUGCUCUGCUAGUUAUCGGUGGAUUUGAGGCCUUGCUGUCACUGCUGGAAUUGUUAACGGCGCGCGGGAAAUAUGACGAGUUCUGUGUGCCCAUGGUCAUGGUCCCAGCCACUGUCUCCAACAAUGUGCCGGGCUCAGACCUCAGCAUUGGCGCUGACACGGCUCUGAACGCCAUCACUACUACUUGCGACCGCAUCAAGCAGUCGGCCAGUGGGACAAAGAGACGCGUGUUCAUCAUCGAGACCAUGGGGGGCUACUGUGGCUACCUGGCCAGUGUAGGAGGUCUGGCUGCUGGAGCCGACGCCGCCUACAUCUAUGAGGAGCCAUUUGACAUCAGAGACCUGCAGGCCAAUGUUGAACAUUUGACGGAGAAAAUGAAGACGAGCAUUCAAAGAGGACUGGUGCUCAGGAACGAGAACUGUAAUGAAAACUACACCACAGACUUCAUCUACCAGCUGUACACUGAAGAAGGAAAGGGGGUGUUUGACUGCAGGAAGAAUGUGCUGGGACACAUGCAGCAGGGAGGUGCACCGUCUCCGUUUGACCGUAACUUCGGGACCAAAAUCUCCGCCAAGGCCAUGCAGUGGAUUUCUAAAAAGCUGGUGGAGACGUUCAGACAAGAUGAAGGCCGAGUGUUCGCUAACACCGAGGAUAGCUGUUGUUUGCUGGGGAUGCGCCGCAGGGCUCUGGUCUUCCAGCCAGUUGUACAACUCAAGGAGGACACAGACUUUGUUCACAGGAUCCCCAAGGAGCAGUGGUGGUUGAAGCUGCGUCCUCUGAUGAAGAUCCUCGCCAAGUACAAGACCAGCUACGACGUCUCUGACUCCGGUCAGCUGGAGCACGUCGUACGCAUCCGGCCCAAAGAGUCGGACGCCUCAGUAGCCAUGUGAAGGCCCCCCCCCCCCCCCCCCCCUCCGUUGUACGGUGGCCCACAAAGUCCAGUCUGUGUGUAAGACUGAAGGUCUGUCUGUGAGGCAUCGCUCCAUGUGUUGUAAAAGAUCUCCAAUAACAACAUGAACAGCCGUCUCUGUUUGGCCACAUAAAGUGUUCAAUUCUGUCUUUGUCACCACCUUUACUGCCACUCCUCUCUGUUUCGUCUUGACAAACUUAUGAACUGUAAUCUAGCCUCUGCAGUGCUCCUAAUAUCCAACACACACAUACUGUACUCUCUCUCACACACACACACAUAAACACACACACACACACACACACACACACACAGCUGUCCUGCCAUGCAUCUGUGUGUCUUCGUUGCCCUGGAUGUUUAGUGUCAUAGUUGUUUUUAAAUUGCACUGUCUCUGUCUCCAGUUGCUUAGGCAGGCUCUGAGUGCAGAGCCGCGCGCGUGGACAGAAUAGACACUGUAUCUGCUGUAAAAACCAGUGUGUGUAUCUGCCUAGAACCAGUGGGAGGUUCAGCAUAUUUAUGUGAGACUGAUGCAAUACAGUUCUACUGCUGCGAGCCGAGAGAACUGCGUGCCGUGCUUUACACUGAAACUAAUAUUUAUCUUUUUAACAUUGUUUAUUAUUUUUGCUUGUAAACACGGAUAUAUUAUUAACUGUAGGCACUGCUGCACUUAGUGGCUCUCUGUCAUAUUGCACCAACAUGUUAGACAUGUAAGAGACUAAUGUUUCCAUCAGAAUAAAAAUCAAGACUUGAGAAGUGUACCCUA
Thunnus maccoyii (southern bluefin tuna) is the source of this 3567-nucleotide messenger RNA. RefSeq names its product phosphofructokinase, platelet a (gene pfkpa). The transcript is spliced from 23 exons. The record is from RefSeq and is a predicted model, not a curated record. Gene Ontology annotation, biological process: fructose 6-phosphate metabolic process; fructose 1,6-bisphosphate metabolic process; canonical glycolysis. Gene Ontology annotation, molecular function: 6-phosphofructokinase activity; AMP binding; identical protein binding. Gene Ontology annotation, cellular component: cytoplasm; 6-phosphofructokinase complex; membrane. Lineage: Eukaryota; Metazoa; Chordata; Actinopteri; Scombriformes; Scombridae. The coding region runs from base 415 to 2787 and encodes 790 amino acids.